AUGUACUUGUGUGCUUGCCAACAACAACGGAACCGAGUUAAGGUGGCUUGUGCAGCAUCAGAAAAACCCGCCAGUUCCCAGUCAAGCAUUGGGGGUGAUCCAGGGGUGUCUAUUGAAGUUGAGAUUGGAGAUCUCCAAAGCCUAGCCGCUACUGAGCCAGACUAUCGUCAUGCCCCAGCCAUUGGUGCAGAACAUGACAAGGUUCCAAGGCAUGCUUUCGCACUGAUGACGAACAUGACAUAUAUGAAGAGAUGUGCGUCCCCUAAGAUCUUGCUUGCCAGAGAUGAGAUGCCACAGCCCUAG
Molecule: messenger RNA, 303 nt
Organism: Fusarium graminearum PH-1
Lineage: Eukaryota; Fungi; Ascomycota; Sordariomycetes; Hypocreales; Nectriaceae
Exons: 3
Coding region: 1-303 (100 amino acids)
Source: RefSeq, a predicted model, not a curated record